AUAGUAAGUGGCGGUUUCCGAGCACAUGCAUGUUGUCAGGGCUAGCCUGCCCCGCCGCUCGCUCGCUCAGCUGUUACUCGGAGCUACCUGCUGGGAAAUUCACCUUGACACUGCCUGGGUGUCUUCCACCCGUCGCAGAAUCGGAAAAGUUGUGUCCUCUAACACCGAAGAGGAGAUUUCACUUUCUGGGGACAAUUUCAGGACACUGCAGUACAAGGUCACGGUAUUCCUAGAAAGAUAAAACAUGACCAAAAGCAAUGGAGAAGAGCCCAGGACCGGGGGCAGGAUGGAGAGAUUCCAGCAAGGAGUCCGCAAACGCACACUUUUGGCCAAGAAGAAAGUGCAGAACAUCACGAAGGAGGAUGUGAAAAGUUACCUGUUCAGGAAUGCUUUUGUGUUGCUCACUGUCACGGCCGUCAUUGUGGGUACAAUCCUUGGAUUUGCCCUCCGGCCGUAUAAAAUGAGCUACAGGGAAGUCAAAUACUUCUCCUUUCCUGGGGAGCUUCUGAUGCGGAUGUUACAGAUGUUGGUCUUACCUCUCAUCAUCUCCAGCCUUGUCACAGGAAUGGCGGCCCUAGAUAGUAAGGCGUCAGGGAAGAUGGGCAUGCGAGCUGUAGUCUAUUACAUGACUACCACCAUCAUUGCUGUGGUGAUUGGCAUAAUUAUUGUCAUCAUCAUCCAUCCCGGAAAGGGCACCAAGGAAAACAUGUACAGAGAAGGUAAAAUCGUCCAAGUGACUGCUGCCGAUGCCUUCCUGGAUUUAAUCAGGAACAUGUUCCCUCCCAACCUGGUGGAAGCCUGCUUUAAACAGUUCAAAACCAGCUAUGAGAAGAGGAGCUUUAAAGUGCCCCUCCAGGCCAACGAAACACUCCUGGGCGCCGUGAUCAGCAACGUGUCGGAGGCCAUGGAGACCCUGACCCGGAUCCGGGAGGAGAUGGUGCCCGUUCCCGGGUCUGUGAACGGAGUCAAUGCCCUGGGCCUCGUUGUCUUCUCCAUGUGUUUCGGUUUCGUGAUUGGAAACAUGAAGGAGCAGGGGCAAGCGCUGAGAGAUUUCUUUGAUUCUCUGAACGAAGCCAUCAUGAGGCUGGUGGCGGUGAUAAUGUGGUAUGCACCUCUGGGCAUCCUCUUCCUGAUCGCAGGGAAAAUUGUUGAGAUGGAGGACAUGGGUGUGAUUGGGGGGCAGCUGGCCAUGUACACAGUGACAGUCAUUGUUGGCCUCCUCAUUCACGCCGUCAUUGUCCUGCCCCUCCUCUACUUCCUGGUCACCCGGAAGAACCCCUGGGUGUUCAUUGGAGGGUUGCUGCAAGCGCUCAUCACAGCUCUGGGGACCUCCUCAAGCUCUGCCACCCUCCCCAUCACUUUCAAAUGUCUCGAAGAGAACAAUGGCGUGGACAAACGCAUCACCAGAUUCGUGCUCCCCGUGGGGGCCACCAUCAACAUGGAUGGGACCGCCCUCUAUGAGGCUUUGGCUGCCAUUUUCAUCGCUCAAGUUAACAACUUUGACCUGAACUUUGGACAGAUUAUUACAAUAAGCAUCACGGCCACGGCUGCAAGCAUUGGGGCAGCUGGGAUUCCUCAGGCUGGCCUGGUCACCAUGGUCAUUGUGCUGACAUCUGUGGGCCUGCCCACGGAUGACAUCACACUCAUCAUCGCGGUGGACUGGUUUCUGGACCGCCUCCGCACCACCACCAAUGUGCUGGGUGACUCCCUGGGAGCAGGAAUCGUUGAGCACUUGUCUCGACACGAACUAAAGAACCGAGACGUCGAAAUGGGGAACUCCGUGAUCGAGGAGAAUGAAAUGAAGAAGCCCUAUCAGCUGAUUGCCCAGGACAAUGAGCCCGAGAAACCCGUGGCUGACAGUGAAACCAAGAUGUAGACUAAGCCGGAGGGCUUCUCUUGAGCACCCGGUGUUGGAAGGCUCUUCCGCAGUGUGUCUCACUGAGCUCGCUCACACAGUGAGCCCCUUCUCUUUUCCCUCCCUACUCUGAUAGGAUUGGAGAAUGUCCAAAAACAGGGGAGGGCUUGGCAGCAGCCAAAACAUGUAGGUUUCAGACCAUAUUUGAAGUUUUUAAUUCAUUUCAUGUUAUUCUUACCAAGUAAGUUACUGGGAUCAAACAUAGUUUUGAUAUCACCAAUUUAGAUGGCGAACAAUCCUGUGCGAUUGUUUUAUAAGGAAAAGCAUUAAACAAGGGACAGGUUAAAAACCUUUCUAAACCAACUCUCAAAAUCCAAACGUCCUUCAGAACACAAUUGAGUGUUAGUCUGAAAAACGUAACUCGAUGAGCAAUUAUGUCACCUUUGCGGAAGCAGAGAUGUUCCCCCAUUUCUUCUGACUUCUGUCCUGACUUUAUCAGUUCCAGGGCAAUGCCCACAUGCAUACAGCACAGCCGUGGGGAGGAGGAGCAGAAGGCGUGGUCUCGAGGGAGACUCAUCUCAUGCCUUGGCCUCUGUGUUCUCAUCCUGAUGAUAAGAGACUCUAGAUACUCUGGGCCUCCCUAGCCGAGAUUUCUGCAACAUCAGGAAAGACCCUGCCCUGUAUCACAUGGAGAUCUCAGAAAGGACACUUCAUGGGGAUGGAUGUUUCUCACUAGGGGCAGGCUGUGUGUGGCUCACUAGGUACUGGGUCCAAAAUGUUGGUUAUAGAAGUAGAAAUGCGGACGGCCAUUCCAGGAGUGGGAUUAUUUGUGGGGCCCCUUUGCCUGCGUUUUUGUUUUUGUUUGUUUUGUUUUGUUUACCAAUACUAGAAGCACUCCCUUCUUGGGUAUUCUUCCAGAACCCAAGGGAUGGCUCUAAGAAAGCCUCCCACCUUCAACUGACACGUAGAUGUUCAGGAAAUCAACAGAAAGCUAGCAACUAGCUCAUGGUCUUACUAUGAACCGCUAAAGAGCAGAGAAAGAAGAGGGUUUGGCCAACAUUACAAGGGGAGGGUUCUUUAUGAAGAUCAAGAAUAGACGGUCUUCUUUAAAGAUAAGCAAAAGGGGGAGCUACAUCUCAGUCCUUUCUGUUAACCUGAACACUUAGUCUUUUGUUCCCAAUCAGUCCCCAGAGAAAUGACAUAUAAUGCCACUCCUUCCAUACUUCAAAGUCAAGCAAAUGAAAUUCCUGGGACAGAUCUGUGUGCUAGGUGGAUGAUCUCAUCUCCAAAAAUGUUUUUUGUUUUUGGGGGGUUUUGUUUUGGUUUGUUUAGCAAUUUAAACAGACUUUCUUAGAAUGAAAGAAACAAGAUACUUCUCUGUAGAAAAAUGCCACUUGGCAAAUCAUUCAAAAUUUUCAUCUCGAGUGGGGUUUGCUUUAGUUUUGUUUGUGGCUCUACCAAAAAAAAAAAUGGUAGAUGAGUCAGCAUGAAAAUAAACAUCAAUGAGGGUGGAAGAAAAGACAGCAGGGGCAUUGCUUUCAGGCAAGGCAGCUCCCGGGUUUAAAAGAGAUUAUUUUUACCCCCCUGGGAAUAUUCAGUCAAAGACAUUCAAUAAGAGCCAUCCGAUAGUGCCAGCUGCGUUAGUUUCUGAACAAAAAUGACAAAUGCUCACGGUGACGCUAACAAACUGAGUAUCGAGAAAUGUGUCUCCCAAUUUAUAAUUAGAGGUAUCUUAUAGAGAUCUUGAGCAUGACAUGCAUAUAAAGGUUAACACUAGGCUAUGGUGGAGUAAUCAUUGAAUAAUGGCACGCUGUAUUUGGGAAGCACACUACAGAAGUUAAUGUAUGUGGCAGCCGUUUUAUAACACUAGUAGAACAAAACUUAACCAUGUCAGAUUAAUGCUGUUACCCAGUGUGGGGUUUUGUUUUUGUACUAACCAUUUCUUAUGAAAACAGGUCCUCUGAGGUGGUCCCUUUGCCAGUGCAUCAGAGGCUCUGCAUAUGUGUGUACCCACUGAGUACUGGAAAACAUUACUUUGUAGAUGUAUUUUCAAUAAAGAAAAAAUAGUUUUACAUUAA
Messenger RNA from Myodes glareolus (Bank vole), 3933 nucleotides. It is a transcript of the gene Slc1a3, whose product is annotated as solute carrier family 1 member 3. Lineage: Eukaryota; Metazoa; Chordata; Mammalia; Rodentia; Cricetidae. Gene Ontology annotation, molecular function: L-glutamate transmembrane transporter activity; neutral L-amino acid transmembrane transporter activity; glutamate:sodium symporter activity. The record is from RefSeq and is a predicted model, not a curated record. Gene Ontology annotation, biological process: D-aspartate import across plasma membrane; L-aspartate import across plasma membrane; L-glutamate import across plasma membrane. Gene Ontology annotation, cellular component: plasma membrane.